Messenger RNA from Andrographis paniculata, 3110 nucleotides. Its product is annotated as protein IMPAIRED IN BABA-INDUCED STERILITY 1. Gene Ontology annotation, cellular component: cyclin-dependent protein kinase holoenzyme complex; nucleus. The transcript has 9 exons. The record is from RefSeq and is a predicted model, not a curated record. The coding region runs from base 648 to 2687 and encodes 679 amino acids. Gene Ontology annotation, biological process: positive regulation of transcription elongation by RNA polymerase II; protein phosphorylation. NCBI's taxonomy places the organism in Eukaryota, Viridiplantae, Streptophyta, Magnoliopsida, Lamiales, Acanthaceae. Gene Ontology annotation, molecular function: ATP binding; RNA polymerase II CTD heptapeptide repeat kinase activity; cyclin-dependent protein serine/threonine kinase activity.
GCGCGCCAUCAUUGGCCACUCAAACCACCCCCAAAAUUCUCGACUGUCACUCAUUAUAUACUCACACUCGCCAUCAAUGGCUGCCGCUCCCAUGCGCAUCCCCCCACCCAAUUUGGGGCUUCCCCAUUCUCCAGUUUGAACGCUAAGAAAAACAGUUCCAGAAGCCAACAAAUUUCAAUUUCCGCAAAAGAAGAACAGAUUCAAAGUCAAAAUUCGAUUCCAAGUCGCACUCCGAGUCCGCCCGCUUUCUAGGUUUUAUACCGUGUAGAACAAGUUCGUGGAAUUCUCGCCAAUUGAGAGGUGCUUCUGGAAUUCUUUUUUAAUUAAUUUCUGCUGAUUUUGUUUUUACUCCGUUGAUUCCGCUUCAAAUUCGGCGAGCUUCAUUAAUUUGGAGGCUGUCCCCGCAAUCGGUGCUGAAAAGGAUUGGAUUCGAAUGUUUUCGUUUCGAUAUGAGAAUUGAUUGAUAUAUAUAUGAGAGGGAGAUCGAGUUUGGUGAUGAUUUAGGGUUUCGGAUUUGAUCUUGGGGGUGAAAUGUGGGGGUAUUAUGAUCUGAGAUUGGUUUGAGCUUCAGCUAGUUCUGUUGCCGGUUUAAAUGGCGAUGGGGAUGUCGGCGGCGGCGGCGGGGGAGCGGUGGUGAGGCGGUGGGGAUGGGGUGCGUCUCGUCUAAGCAGACGGUGUCCGUGACGCCGGCGGCGCUGGAUAAUUCCGGCGCACUGAAUGGCGGAUCGGGGAGGAGUAGGGUUGGGAGCUUCGGCGGGGGCGGCGCCGCCGGGUUGGUGGCGGAGCUGGAGCUGAACAUGAAGAAGGUGAAGAAGAGAGGGGCAACUGAGUCGGGCAGCGAGUUGGGCGAGUCGGGCAGGACGAGUGAGUCGGUGAGUUUCCGGCUCGGGAAUCUGCACAAGUACGUGGAAGGGGAGCAGGUCGCCGCCGGCUGGCCGGCGUGGCUGAGCGCCGUCGCCGGCGAAGCCAUUCAGGGAUGGGUCCCACUUAAGGCCGAUAAUUUUGAAAAACUCGAAAAGAUUGGCCAAGGGACGUAUAGUACCGUAUUCAAAGCGCGGGAAUUCGAAACCGGAAAAAUAGUUGCUUUAAAGAAGGUUCGAUUCGACAAUUUCGAGCCGGAGAGUGUUCGUUUCAUGGCUCGGGAGAUCAUGAUCCUUCGCCGUCUCGAUCAUCCGAAUAUCAUAAAAUUAGAAGGAUUAAUCACAUCUCGAUCAUCAUGCAACAUUUAUCUCGUUUUCGAGUAUAUGGAGCAUGAUAUAUCGGGACUCCUAGCUUCGCCGGGCAUCACUUUCACCGAAUCUCAGGUGAAAUGCUACGUGAAGCAAUUGCUAUCCGGGCUCGAGCAUUGUCACGCUCGAGGCGUGAUGCAUCGCGACGUCAAAGGCGCGAAUCUAUUAGUCGACAACGAAGGAGUUUUGAAGGUCGCCGAUUUCGGAUUGGCGAACUUUUGCACGUACGGGCAAAGGCAACCCUUGACGAGUCGAGUAGUCACUUUGUGGUAUCGACCGCCGGAGCUUCUAUUAGGAUCGACCGAUUACGGGGCGUCUGUCGAUCUUUGGAGCGUCGGAUGCUUAGUCGCCGAGCUCAUGAUCGGAAAACCCAUCCUUCAAGGAAGAACUGAGGUCGAGCAGCUCCACAAAAUCUUCAAGCUCUGCGGAUCGCCGCCCGACGACUACUGGAAAAAAUCGAAACUUCCCCACGCGACGUUGUUCAAGCCGCAGAAUCCGUACAAGAGCACCCUUUGGGAAAGCUUCAACGAUCUACCGGAGCCGGCCGUCGCUCUUAUAGAAAUGCUUCUUUCCGUUGAGCCGUACCGGAGGGGCACCGCGAGCUCGGCUCUGACGUCGGAGUAUUUCAAGACGAAGCCGUUCCCUUGCGACCCGUCGACGUUGCCAAAGUACCCGCCGAGUAAGGAGAUCGAUAUUAAGCAUCACGAAGAAGCCGCUAGAAAAAAACUCAGCGGAAGACCUCGCGGCGGCCCGGAGACGAGGAAGCCGGCGAAGAAACAAAACGGGAUCCAUAAACUAGCCCCCGAAGAGAACUUGCCGGCGCAAACGCAAAAAAUGGACAGGCUCGGAAUGGGCGAUCGUAAACAAUUGAGUCGGGAGUGUUCGAAGCCGCCGAUUGGUAGCAUAAAAGAGGUUGCCCAUUCGAAAAAUGCGUCUCAAGGCGACGAUACUUACGCCGGCCCUCUACAAGUUUCGGGAUCGAGUGGUUUCGCUUGGGCGAAAAGGAGGACGAUCGAGUCAUCAUUGAGAUCGCGGAGCCGGUCGAGUUCUCGAAGCCUAAUCAUCGAAUCUUCGGGUCCUCUUCAUUCAACGAGCAAUGCGGAUUCGAACGGCGGAGAAAACGACGAGGUCGUAAAUGGGUCGAAAGGACUCGAUUCGUACGAAGCCGUCAAGCGAUCGAUGCUCAAGCAAUGGAGCCAAUUGGAGCGACCCGACUCGUUCGACAAUUCCGACGGGUACCACUCGCAAGAACUCUCCGCGGCGCUCUACCGUAAAGAGGAAGUCGCAGCAAAGAGGAUCAACGCGGUUUACAACCAUCAAGGGGAGAAGGUCGAGUUUUCGGGACCUUUGCUUACUCAAUCGCAAAGAAUCGACGAGCUUUUGGAAAAGCACGAGCGCCACAUUCGCCAGGCCGUUCGAAGGUCGUGGUUCCAACGAGGGAAGAGAAACAUGAAGUAGUUACUAAUUCAAAUGCUUGGAAUCUACGAGAGUAGCCGGACCGGGACAAAGUUUGCGCUAUACUUGCCACGGGAUCUAUCAUCGUGGAAAAGAAUUGACAUUUUUUGACUACUAACAAUGUAUCGACUUCGACCGGUGAAGUUGGAGGAUACGGUCGAGUUGGAUUCCUAGCGUUUCCUUUGAGAUAUUUACGACGAUACGGGUAAGCCAACUGAGCGAAUUCUCCCGUCUCUCCAAGAGUUGCUAUUCCAUGCUCGGCGCGAUGAGAAGGGCUAAAUGGUAAAAGUUUUUGGGUGAAAAAUCAUCGAUGUUGUUAGCGAUUUUGUCUCGAGUUGGAGUUUUUUGUAUCGUUUUAUUCGAUUGUAUACUUAAUUUUUGAUGAGUUAUGUGAUGUUUUAAAUGAAAGUUUUUAUUAUACCUUUA